This is a messenger RNA of Ipomoea triloba (trilobed morning glory), 5046 nucleotides long. RefSeq names its product MDIS1-interacting receptor like kinase 2-like. The record is from RefSeq and is a predicted model, not a curated record. Gene Ontology annotation, cellular component: plasma membrane. Lineage: Eukaryota; Viridiplantae; Streptophyta; Magnoliopsida; Solanales; Convolvulaceae. The transcript is spliced from 7 exons. Gene Ontology annotation, biological process: hormone-mediated signaling pathway; protein phosphorylation. The coding region runs from base 367 to 5046 and encodes 1559 amino acids. Gene Ontology annotation, molecular function: ATP binding; protein binding; protein kinase activity.
UUAUGUUAUGGUUAGUUAUUUUAUAUUGUAUUAUUUAUGUUGAAUAACUGUUAGUUAGUCAAUACUUAACUCCAGAGGUUUAGGAGAGUUUCUAGCUUACCUUUGUAUAGGACUCUGUAAUUGGUUGAACAGAUUGAAUCAAUGUGUAGACUGUAGAGCAAUCCAUCCAUCAUAUUAAUGUUUCACAUCUACAAAGCACAUGCAAUCCCACUUCAGCUUGGGCCCACCGCCAGUUUAUUUGUCUACCGUAUCCGCGACUUAAUUGACGCUGGCUACAGCCAUUAGAGGGUUUUCGCUAUAAGUUUAAAAAAACCGCGAUAAGAAACUCAGAAGUGCACUAAGUUUUUAGCAAAAUUGAAAAAAAAAAUGGCUCAUUUAGUAGUAGCAAGGCUUCUUGCUAUAUUUUCUUUACUUUCCUUCCUUCAACAGCUUUCUUCUAAUGUAAUUCCUGCUUCCAGUAAUGAAGAAGCCAAUGGUCUCCUGAAAUGGAAAUCCACUUUUUUCCACGCAAACAACACGUUGGAUUCUUCAUGGACGAUUUCAGAAAAUGGUGGCAGCCCAUGCAACUGGUAUAGAGUUCACUGCGUUGCGGGAAGUGUCAACAGGCUGAACCUUACUACUUCCAACAUCAAUGGUACACUCCAAAGCUUUCCAUUUCAUUCACUUCCAAAUCUUGAAUAUUUUGAAAUUAGUUUGAAUGCAUUUUGGGGAAGCAUACCACCUGCGAUUGGCAAUCUUACCAAGCUCGUCUAUCUUGACAUGUCAAUCAAUUAUUUUACUGGCACAAUCCCACCUCAAAUUGGCCUUUUAAUCCGUCUCCAGACCCUCCAUAUGUUUGGAAACAACUUGCAUGGUCCAAUCCCUGAUGAAAUUGGCAACUUGACAUCUCUCAAUGAGCUUGCUUUGCUUGGUAAUUCUCUUAAUGGUUCUAUUCCUGCUUCUAUAGGCAAUUUGAAACACUUGAGUUCUUUGCAACUUUAUAUGAACUCUCUUUCUGGCCACAUCCCACCCGAGCUGGGAAAACUCUCCAAUCUCACUGUGCUUUACAUAGACACAAACCAACUAACCGGCUCAAUUCCCCCCGAGCUAGGAAACCUCUCAAAAUUGCAACAACUAUACAUUUUCUCUAACAAUUUGAGUGGUCAUAUUCCCCGUGAACUAGGAAAGCUAAAGUCACUCUCCUAUCUCAGUUUAUGGUCGAAUAAUCUUAGUGGUCAAAUCCCUGCUUCACUAGGUGGCCUAGAGAAUUUGUUACUUCUUCACCUCUAUGGUAACCAACUUAGUGGUUCAAUACCUGAAGAGUUAGGGAACCUAAAGAGCAUCACUGAUCUGCAACUGAGUCAGAAUAUGUUUAGUGGUUCAAUCCCAACUUCCAUAGGGCGUUUGAGGAACUUAGAAAUCUUGUUUCUUCGUGCCAACAAUCUUUCUGGUUCCAUUCCUCGUGAACUUGGCAAACUGGAAAACUUGACCGUACUGGAAAUGGAUGAAAACCAAUUCUCAGGUCAUUUGCCAGACGGUAUUUGUAAAGGGUUGGCACUUCAAAAUUUCACGGUGAACAACAAUAACCUCUCGGGGCCAAUUCCACCCAGCUUAAGAGACUGCAGAAGCUUAAAGCGUGUCCGGUUUGAUGGCAAUAUGUUCACCGGAAACCUCUCUGAAUCUUUUGGCAUAUACCCUGAUUUGCAGUUUAUGUGGCUCAGUCAAAACAAGUUCCACGGUGAAAUCUCCAAAAACUGGGGAAUCUCCAAAAACUUGACAAACCUGCAAAUGGCUGAAAACAAUCUCACAGGUAGAAUCCCUCCUGAGUUUCGAAAUUUGACUCAACUAGGAAUACUCAAGCUCUCUUCAAAUAACUUGGGUGGGGGGAUCCCUGCAGAACUUGGGAGUCUAUCAUCUCUGCUUUACUUAUACUUGGGGGACAACAAUUUUUCCGGUCAAUUGCCCAUAGAGUUAGCCUCUCUUAAGCAAUUGAAUGUCCUUGAUUUGUCCAACAACCAAUUUAGUGGACCAAUACCCUCAUUCAUAGGAGACUAUCAGCAAAUGUAUGAAUUGGACUUGAGCCACAACAACUUCAGCCAGCAUUUACCAGUUGAGCUAAGUAAGCUAUCACAUCUUACAACGCUGGACCUGAGUAACAAUUCUCUCAGUGGAGAGAUCCCACAUUUGUUUAAUAGUCUUCGUGAUUUGGUGAAUGUUGAUUUAUCCUAUAAUCAGCUGACAGGCCCUAUUCCUGACACCAUGGGUUUCAAGCAAGCCAUUCUGAAGGGAAACACAGGUUUAUGUGGAGAUAAUAAAGACCUUCCAUCUUGCUCAUCAACACCCACAGAGAUGUCCUUUGUGGGGAAAAAGAGUGGCCACAAAACACAGAUUCUCAGCAUUGUAUUGCCUAUAGUGGGAGCCCUGGUACUAGUCUCUGUGUUCGCAGUGGUUCUUUUCACUUGUGGGAAAGGAGAUAGAGGUCCAGAUGAAGAGCAACAAUGCAAUUCGUUUAGAAGAGGCGAUGGUGACAACAAUGAUGAAGACAGUGAUCUCUUCUCCAUAUCCUCAUUCCAUGGAAAGGCAUUGUAUUUGGACAUCUUGAAAGCCACCAAGGAGUUCCAUGAGAUGUACCGCAUUGGGGAAGGAGGGUUCGGGACUGUUUACAAGGCGAAGAUCCCAUCAGCCGAGACAGUAGCUGUAAAGAGACUUCAUUCAUCAGCUGAGAUCGCUUAUAAGAAGGGCUUCUUCAACGAAAUAACAGCUCUGACAACGAUCAGGCACAGAAACAUCGUCAAACUCCAUGGCUUUUGCUCAAAUGUGAAGCAUGAAUUCUUGGUUUACGAGUACCUUGAAAGGGGUUCUUUGUCGGAGAUGCUGAGCAGAGAAGGGGACGCUAAGAAGCUCGACUGGAUGACGAGGGUGAAUAUCAUUAGAGGCAUUGCUCAGGGCCUGUCUUACAUGCACCAUGAUUGCUCUCCUCCCAUUGUUCAUGGAAACAUUUCAAGUAGCAACAUUCUCCUUGAUGCUGAUUUCAAAGCUCGCAUCUCGGAUUUUGGCACUGCUAAGCUACUCAGGCGAGACGCCUCUAAUUUCAGCACAGUUGCAGGCACAUGCGGAUAUAUCGCACCAGAAGUUACUUCCACUAAGGUGAUGACUGAAAGUUGCGAUGUAUAUAGUUUCGGAGUAUUAACAUUAGAAAUCAUAAUGGGAAAACAUCCAGGUGACGACAUUAAUGUUAUCAAAUUUUUCUCAAAGUGUCUGGAUCCACGGCUUCCACAUCCUGAAAAUGAAGAAGAGAAAGCUUUGAUUCACAUUGCUCUAUUGGCCCGACAAUGUCUCUAUCCAAAAGCAAGAAGGCCAACAAUGCAGCAAGUAAUGGCUGAGAUGUCGGCAAUAGGUCCGUUGCAAGAGCAAUGCAAUUCGUCGAGGCUGGGAGAUGGUGACAACAAUGAUGAAAACAGUGAUUUCUUCUCCAUAUCCUCAUUCCAUGGAAAGGCAUUGUAUUUGGACAUCUUGAAAGCCACCAAGGAGUUCCAUGAGAUGUACCGCAUUGGGGAAGGAGGGUUCGGGACUGUUUACAAGGCGAAGAUCCCAUCAGCCGAGACAGUAGCUGUAAAGAGACUUCAUUCAUCAGCUGAGAUCGCUUAUAAGAAGGGCUUCUUCAACGAAAUAACAGCUCUGACAACGAUCAGGCACAGAAACAUCGUCAAACUCCAUGGCUUUUGCUCAAAUGUGAAGCAUGAAUUCUUGGUUUACGAGUACCUUGAAAGGGGUUCUUUGUCGGAGAUGCUGAGCAGAGAAGGGGACGCUAAGAAGCUCGACUGGAUGACGAGGGUGAAUAUCAUUAGAGGCAUUGCUCAGGGCCUGUCUUACAUGCACCAUGAUUGCUCUCCUCCCAUUGUUCAUGGAAACAUUUCAAGUAGCAACAUUCUCCUUGAUGCUGAUUUCAAAGCUCGCAUCUCGGAUUUUGGCACUGCUAAGCUACUCAGGCGAGACGCCUCUAAUUUCAGCACAGUUGCAGGCACAUGCGGAUAUAUCGCACCAGAAGUUACUUCCACUAAGGUGAUGACUGAAAGUUGCGAUGUAUAUAGUUUCGGAGUAUUAACAUUAGAAAUCAUAAUGGGAAAACAUCCAGGUGACGACAUUAAUGUUAUCAAAUUUUUCUCAAAGUGUCUGGAUCCACGGCUUCCACAUCCUGAAAAUGAAGAAGAGAAAGCUUUGAUUCACAUUGCUCUAUUGGCCCGACAAUGUCUCUAUCCAAAAGCAAGAAGGCCAACAAUGCAGCAAGUAAUGGCUGAGAUGUCGGCAAUAGGUCCGUUGCAAGAGCAAUGCAAUUCGUCGAGGCUGGGAGAUGGUGACAACAAUGAUGAAAACAGUGAUUUCUUCUCCAUAUCCUCAUUCCAUGGAAAGGCAUUGUAUUUGGACAUCUUGAAAGCCACCAAGGAGUUCCAUGAGAUGUACCGCAUUGGGGAAGGAGGGUUCGGGACUGUUUACAAGGCGAAGAUCCCAUCAGCCGAGACAGUAGCUGUAAAGAGACUUCAUUCAUCAGCUGAGAUCGCUGAUCAGAAUGGCUUCUUCAACGAAAUAACAGCUCUCACAACGAUCAGGCAUAGAAACAUUGUCAAACUCCAUGGCUUCUGCUCAAAUGUGAAGCAUGCAUUCUUGGUUUACGAGUACCUUGAAAGGGGUUCUUUGUCAAAUAUGCUGAGCAGAGAAGAGGACGCUAAGAAGCUGAACUGGAUGACGAGGGUGAAUAUCGUUAGAGGCAUCGCUCAGGGCUUGUCUUACAUGCACCAUGAUUGCUCACCUCCCAUUGUUCAUCGAGACAUAUCGAGCAGCAACAUUCUCCUUGAUGCUGAUUUUGAAGCUCGCAUCUCGGAUUUUGGCACUGCUAAACUACUCAGGCGAGACUCCUCUAAUGUUAGCGCGCUUGCAGGCACCUGCGGAUAUAUUGCACCAGAAUUUGCUUUCACUAUGAAGGUGACUGNUGGGUCUCUUUAUCCAGUUCCUGAUUGCUUCCCUCUUGCAGGAGUGCACUUAUUUGGAAUCCUUUCAUCCCAAAACUGA